This is a messenger RNA of Astyanax mexicanus (Mexican tetra), 3973 nucleotides long. It is a transcript of the gene vcam1a, whose product is annotated as vascular cell adhesion molecule 1a. The record is from RefSeq and is a predicted model, not a curated record. NCBI's taxonomy places the organism in Eukaryota, Metazoa, Chordata, Actinopteri, Characiformes, Acestrorhamphidae. The coding region runs from base 46 to 2124 and encodes 692 amino acids. The transcript has 9 exons.
CAUCCAUCUACAUCCUCAUCUACAGGAGCCGCACGGUCCCGCACUAUGAUUCCACUGCUGAGUCAAAUAAAGAGUGGAGGAAAACCGCUUAUCUGGAUGUUAUUAAUGACAUCACUGAGUUUAAAGACAGGUGCUGUAAAAGUGCAGAUACAUCCUCGUUCUGUGGUGAAACAUGUGAACGAGAGUCUGGAGCUUGUAUGCACAGCAUUAGACUGUCAAGAUGAACCCAAAUACACAUGGAGGGGGAUACUGGACACCAUCAUCGGCGGGAAAAUGGAGUCAGGCCAGAAGAGCUCACGCAGGGUUUACAACCAAUUAACCAUUGAAGACGAGAAGACAAUCCUAUGCAAGGUGAACUGUGGGGGACACGGGCAGGCCACGGCAAACGUAAAAGUGUACUCAUUCCCGAGUGACCCCGUGCUAUCCCGCCUGAACCACUCAGCUCUUAUGUGCAGAGUCAGCAGUUUGUACCCCGUAAAUAUGUUUACGUUGGAGUGGCUGCGUGGAGAAAAAGUCAUUUCAAACUGGGAAGAUCCUGGCAACUACGAAAAGAGAUUACAGGACAUCCGGUCUCUGUACACCCCGAGCGAGGAGGACCUGGGGAAGAACAUCACCUGUAGAGUCACCCUGAGUCUCGACGGGGUACCAGAGGAUCGUAAGGUCCGCUCAGUCACAGCGCAGUAUGGUCCGGCAUUCCUGACCACCUCCAGUAACACUACUGUGAAGAUCGGAGAACGUCUGGAGCUGAAAUGUGAUGCUGAUGGGAAGUCCAGCAUUACAUGGAGGAAGUUAGAGAAGAGUGAGGCAAUCCCAAUAACCACAAACAGAGUGCAUGUGAUUGAAAAAGCUACCUCGGCUCAUGCAGGCGUGUAUGAGUGUGAGGCAAGCGCUGAACUGGCCAGCCGGAGGUCCAGAGUCAGUGUAACUGUUAAAGGUCCUCCGAACGCCCCCUUUAUCAGACUAAACCAGACAGGAAACCCAAAAGCAGGAGAUAAUGUUACCAUAAUCUGUGAUUCAGACUCUCCUCUAAGACUAAGCAUUUCUGGGGCUUCUCUGAAUCAGGUGGAGAAGCACGGUUCUUCUGUAUCUGUAAACCUUCCCUCAAUACAGCUCAGAGAUUCUGGACUUUACCACUGUGAGGCUCGAAAUGCGUUAGGCAGUAAGAGGAGCAGUGUGAACGUCACAGUACGAGCUCCACCCAUGAACUCCACAGUGUUGGUGUAUCCAUCCACACAAGUGAUGGAAGCUCAGAACAUAACGAUCCACUGCAGCACUGUGAGUUUUCCUCCAGCCAGCAUUACUCUGAGCAGAGAAGGAAAUGAACCAGGGUCUCCGUCUCCAAAUGGCAUCUUCCACCUGUUCAACAUAACAUCUGAAGAUACAGGAACUUACAUGGUCAACUUUACUAAUGAACUUGGAUAUGAAACUCUGACCAUUGAAAUCAUGGUUAAAGGUCCUCCGAACGCCCCCUUUAUCAGACUAAGCCAGAGAGGAAACCCAAAAGCAGGAGAUAAUGUUACCAUAAUCUGUGAUUCAGACUCUCCUCUAAGACUAAACAUUUCUGGGGCUUCUCUGAAUCAGGUGGAGAAGCACGGUUCUUCUGUAUCUGUAAACCUUCCCUCAAUACAGCUCAGAGAUUCUGGACUUUACCACUGUGAGGCUCGAAAUGCGUUCGGCAGUAAGAGGAGCAGUGUGAACGUCACAGUACGAGCUCCACCCAUGAACUCCACAGUGUUGGUGUACCCAUCCACACAAGUGAUGGAAGCUCAGAACAUAACGAUCCACUGCAGCACUGUGAGUUUUCCUCCAGCCAGCAUUACUCUGAGCAGAGAAGGAAAUGAACCAGGGUCUCCGUCUCCAAAUGGCAUCUUCCACCUGUUCAACAUAACAUCUGAAGAUACAGGAACUUACAUGGUCAACUUUACUAAUGAACUUGGAUAUGAAACUCUGACCAUUGAAAUCAUGGUUAAAGGGCAGCAGUCCAUCCUGACGAAAACCCUCAUACCUUCUGUGAGCUCCGUAUCCCUGCUGACUGCUGCUGCUCUGCUGAUGCGUCGCCUGAUAAGAUCCAAAAAGAAAGACUCCUUUGGUCCGUCCCUGGAUGAUGCCUUAGAGGUAUUAUAAUCUCGAGAGUGAGAGAGAGAAUAACUUAAUAAUGAAAGCAAUAAAGAGCAUAUUAACAGUAAAGAACCCUUAUACAGGCUUCCCAAGUCUCCUGGAAGUUGCGGGAGUCUACCGCUUAUAAAUAACGGCUCCCUGACGCCCGCAAGUCAGAUAAAAUCGCCCAGAAUCUUGAACGAAUGGUUCAAGAGUAAGCACAAAUUUGCACGCAGGCAACACAGAUGUUUUUUCCAAAGUGUGUGUGGAAGAAAGAGCCGUUGUGGGGCUCAAUAUCACACAUUGAGCCUAAAUUGCUUUGGCCAAACUCUGGCUUAAGUCUAAGCCCGAUUCUGGCCAAAAUACCUGGCUUACAUCUGGGCUCAGUGCCGCAUGGAGCGCUAACACCCCGGUUGCUGAGUAUAAUAUGGGAAUCGGAAACUCACCACAGAGAUCAAACCACAUUCUGCCCAAUAUGCCUAUAUGGUUCUGAUUCUGAUAGCACAGUUGAACCUGAGAGGGUGCUGCAGAGGCAAGAAUUACCACAAUAAAAGCAUCUUUUUUUUUUUAAUAUAUUUUCCCCAAUUUACAUGGCCACUCAUUAGGACUUCUAUCACUAGUUACGCCACAAUACCAGAAGGGUGAAGACUAGCACACACCUCCUCCAACACAUGUGAAGUCAGACUCCACCUCUUUAGCAUCACAGCGCUAAUGCUCGGAGAACAGCGCAGCGACUCGGUUCUGAUACAUCAGCUCACAGAUGCAGCCUUGUGCUGAUCCACAUCACCCUAGGAGUGAUAAGGGGAAAGAGCAACAUCUACUGUACCCACCCAGAGAGAGCAAGGCCAAUUGUGCUCUCUCAGGACUUCGGUAGCCAAUGGCAAGCUACAUAAACAGGAUUCGGUAUGUUUCUUGACUUCAAAAGAACACCUUUCAGCUAUUAAUGGAACAAAAAUAGGAUUUAGGAUUAAGUGACUCUUUAAAGAAAGGUUGGAAAAAAAUCAUAUAAAGCCUACAGAACUUUUCGAACCAUAAAGUUAUUCAAACAUUAUAAAGAGAAAGAUGAUUCUCUAAAUAUUUAUAACCAAAAACUCUUUUGUAUUCUUUGAUUUUGGAGUCUUUUUCUAUUUUUCCUGUUUUGUUUGUUGUGUGUUGUGUAGUCAUGUACAAUACAUGUCUGUAUUCUUGCGGUUGUGCAUAACUUCUGUCUGGCCUCUUAUUUUUUUGCUGAUUUGUACUCUUUGGCAUAAUUUGAAUCCUGAUAGUUGUUCUUUACAUUGUAUCAUCAUUUUCAUGAUCAAUGGACCAAUAGAAAUGCUCCAUUGAAUUUAAAAAAAAAAAAAAACUUGGAAUAUUAUAUACUGUAUUAUAUUGACUUAGCUAAGUUAUCGGUUCAGAACAUUCAUUUAUCAUCAAAUGGACAUAAACAGCACCCCAGGUGCCAGAAUCACCUGUUUUCUCCUUUCAGAUAUGUUGUGAAAGGUACUGUACCCAAACUGUUAAAAACAGGCAAACUGCAAAAAACACCCAUCAGAUGCAAAAAAAAUCUGCUGUAGAUUUCCAGGUUUUUACAUUUGGAUCUGAUACACAAUUUAGAAAAUAGCACCUUUUGUCUGAACCCAUAUUUCUUGUGAGCAAAAGUAUAAGAACGUGAAUAAGAAUCUGACUGGAAGGUGUGUUAUGUUGCCCAGAUGUGACUAAGAAAUACCUGGACAGUGUUUUAUGGGCUGAUUAGACCAUUUUUAACCUCUUUAACCUUCACCAAUGUGAUGAAAAGGUUUGUGUUUGGAGAAAGAAAAGAUCUGCUUACGAUGACAAAUUUACAAUCUCAUGCAAGCUCACCAUAGUCUCUACAAUAAACCAUUUCACAAAAACC